Messenger RNA from Penicillium angulare, 345 nucleotides. Its product is annotated as ribonuclease H-like protein. Gene Ontology annotation, molecular function: nucleic acid binding; RNA-DNA hybrid ribonuclease activity. The transcript has a single exon. The record is from RefSeq and is a predicted model, not a curated record. Lineage: Eukaryota; Fungi; Ascomycota; Eurotiomycetes; Eurotiales; Aspergillaceae. Bases 1 to 345 code for a protein of 114 amino acids.
AUGCCAAACGAGCAUAACAUUACCGGUGUUCGAUAUCCUCUCGAAGAUAGAUCGCCCACUAAAGAUCAUAACCUGCAAACGACACAUCGAGCACAACUACGGGCUGCCAUCGCAGCCUGUCGGUUCUACAAACGGGCAAAAGGGGGAUUCGAUACUCUGGUUAACGCAAUUAAUUCUGACUAUGUUUUUGAUGGCGCCAUUUCUUGGAUCAAAUUCUGGGUAGCUAAUGGAUGGUUCACUAAAAUGCGCCGUCCAGUCUCCAACCAAUAUCUGUGGGCGUGUCUCUUAGGUGAGACUGAACGAAAAAGUGAGGAUUAUCUGAAGAUUCCGUUUUGGAAUAAGUAG